Molecule: messenger RNA, 4558 nt
Organism: Drosophila ananassae
Lineage: Eukaryota; Metazoa; Arthropoda; Insecta; Diptera; Drosophilidae
Gene: Pgant9
Product: putative polypeptide N-acetylgalactosaminyltransferase 9
Exons: 12
Coding region: 1048-3006 (652 amino acids)
Cellular component (GO): Golgi apparatus
Source: RefSeq, a predicted model, not a curated record
UUCCAACGAAGCCAAAGACUCUAGUCCGAUUCAGUCAAUUUUUGGCUGAGAAUCGGAAAGGCCGAAACAGGUGGUAGAAUCAGGGAGAGCGCGUGUGCUGUGCUGAAGUGAACUCGUUGCAUUUCUUCUCAUUUCUCCCCCGUGGACGUCGCGACGUGUUUUUCAAACACACACUAAUAGAUAGACAGGUGUGGUGUGUGUGUGGUGUGUGGUAGUGUGUGUGUCUUGGCAACAACAACAUAAAAUCACAGUCAGCUGUGAAGUUGCUCUCAACGUGUGAAACAAAUAUGCAAAUGGGAAUAAUAAGCAGAAAUAACAAAUUAUUGGCGUGAAUAUCCAAAUCGAGGCAUGCCGGGCCGAGUAGCUCACAGCAACUAAUCGGAAUCGGAGGAAUAAUAUAAUAAAUAAACAUUGAAGCACAAAAAGCCACAAUAGUAUCCAGUAUCCACCCAGCCAGACAGCCAGCUAGCCCCCAGUAUUUAUACAUUUUUAAAGAAUUUUUUUUGGAAGCGCUACUUCCUAUGAAACCGGAACUUGGGAGCAGAAUCUCUGACAGCAGAAUCAAGGAGCAAACUUCCGAGGAAAGCGGGCUCCGAGUAAAAAUCCAAAGAGUCGGAAUCGAGAAAAAAUUGUAUGGAAAGGACAUUCCUAAAGGAUUCCAUACAGCGUUAAGCAACUGGUUCGCACAUAUCCACACGAUUCAGACUGAUUGACAGCACAGACUGCUAUAAACCAUAUUUGAUAUCUUCCAAGAGGACAACACAUAUCUGAGAGAGGAGGAGAAAAAACAAUUGGAAGCCGAGAAACACAUAUCCUGAAACAUAAAUCAUUGCCAGGCUUUGAUUAAUGUUGCGUAUACGCAAUGUUGUCGGCCCCAGACUUGCUCUCUAACUAAGUGAAGGCACAAAUCGCUGAAAAACACACAAAGCAUCUGAGAGAGAAAGACAGAUAGGCGGGAGGAGUGAUAGCCGCUUCCAUUAGCACCUUCUGGGAAAUAAAAACAUCAUCGAGUAGCGCCGCAGAGCCCAGAGCUCCGGAACACCAAAGAUGGCCUUCAUCUGGCGACGACGUUCCACGACGAUUGUGAAGCUGGUGGCCUUCCUGGUGGCCAUUUGGUUCUGCAUAGCCUUUCUGGUCUACACGGAUGACACGCGGCGGCGGGCGUCUCAGGGCGGGUCGAGUGGUAUUGGCAGCGGACUGGGCGCCGGAGGAGGAGCAGGCGGAGGCGGGGGAGUGCCGGCUCUGGGUGAUCCCAUUGCUCUGCCGCUGAGGAACGUGCCCAUAGGCGAAGACUUUGGCAACAACGGGAAUGUGAUUGGCGGCGCCCAGAAGGAGGACGAGGCCGACAUACCACCCACUGUGGGCAAGCGCAAGGUCGAGCUGGAGGAGGACAAGAAGCCGCGCAAGAAGGCCCAUGAGGUGGCGAAGGCCAAGCCGCAAGAUGAUGCCAAAAAAGUGAUUGAUCCUCCUGGCAAUUUCGAGGAGAAUCCCGGCGAGAUGGGCAAGCCAGUGCGACUGCCCAAGGAAAUGCCGGAUGACAUGAAGAAGGCGGUAGAUGAUGGCUGGACGAAGAACGCCUUCAAUCAAUAUGUCUCGGAUCUCGUAUCGGUGCAUCGUUCCCUGCCGGAUCCCAGGGAUGCCUGGUGCAAGGACUCGACUCAGUACCUGACCAAUCUGCCCACGACCGAUGUCAUUAUUUGCUUCCACAACGAGGCCUGGACGGUGCUGCUGAGGACAGUUCACUCUGUGCUGGACAGGUCACCGGAGCAUUUAAUUGGCAAGAUAAUCCUUGUCGAUGACUACAGUGAUAUGCCUCACCUGAAGAAACAGCUCGAGGAUUACUUUGCCGCCUAUCCCAAGGUCCAGAUUAUUAGGGGCCAGAAGCGAGAGGGCCUUAUCCGAGCCCGUAUCCUGGGCGCCAACCAUGCCAAGUCGGCGGUUCUCACCUAUUUGGACUCCCACUGCGAGUGCACAGAAGGCUGGCUGGAACCUCUUUUGGAUCGCAUUGCCCGGAACUCGACCACGGUUGUGUGUCCCGUAAUUGAUGUGAUUAGCGACGAUACUCUGGAAUACCACUAUCGCGACUCUAGCGGCGUGAAUGUGGGCGGAUUCGAUUGGAAUCUGCAAUUUAGCUGGCACUCUGUCCCGGAACGUGAAAGGAAGCGUCAUAACAACUCCGCCGAGCCCGUGUACUCACCGACCAUGGCCGGAGGACUGUUCGCCAUCGACCGGGAGUUCUUCGAUCGCCUGGGCACCUACGAUUCCGGAUUCGACAUCUGGGGCGGCGAGAAUCUGGAGCUGUCCUUCAAGACCUGGAUGUGCGGCGGCACCCUGGAGAUUGUACCCUGCUCCCAUGUCGGACACAUCUUCCGCAAACGCUCCCCCUACAAGUGGCGUUCGGGCGUGAAUGUGCUGAGGAAGAACUCCGUGCGCCUGGCCGAGGUUUGGAUGGAUGACUACGCCCAGUACUACUAUCACCGCAUUGGCAACGACAAGGGCGACUGGGGAGAUGUCACCGAUCGCAAGAAGCUACGUGCUGAUCUGAAGUGCAAGAGCUUCAAGUGGUAUCUGGACAACAUCUAUCCGGAGCUCUUCAUACCCGGCGACUCUGUGGCCCAUGGCGAGAUAAGAAACUUAGGUUAUGGCGGUCGCACCUGCUUGGACGCACCUUCUGGAAAGAAGCAUCAGAAGAAGGCCGUGGGCACGUAUCCUUGCCAUCGGCAGGGUGGAAAUCAGUACUGGAUGCUGAGCAAGACGGGAGAAAUACGCCGAGACGACUCCUGCCUCGAUUAUGCCGGCAAGGAAGUGACGCUCUACCCCUGCCACGGCGGCAAAGGAAAUCAGUUCUGGUCAUACCGCGCGAACACAAAGCAACUGCACCACGGCACCUCCGGCAAGUGCCUGGCCAUCAGCGAUAGCAAAGACAAGCUCCAGAUGGAGGAGUGCAACGUGUCCGUGGCCCGGCAACAGUGGUCGAUGGAGAACUACGACAGCUCCAAGUUGUGAGGCUACUUCUACGCGAGGGGCAACCUGCUGUUGCCCACUUCGCAGCAACCGCAUCAGCACCAGCAGCAGCACCAGCAUCAGAAACAAAAGCAGCCACACCGGGCAUAGCAGCAACAGGAUGGGGAAGGACCUGAAACAGGAGAACAGAAGGCAGGUGUAGGAGGGAUGGAGUGGAGGCAAGAGGUCGAGUAGACAGACGGAUUCGGAAUCCCCAGAAGCGGCAUGUGCAAUAGGGAGAGAGGGGAAGAGAUGUAGCAGCAGAGUACUUGCCAUGCUAUAUAAAUAAUAUUAAAAUUUAUAUGUUUCCAAACAAGAGAAUAGCCGUUACAUAGAUUUAAGGACAACACAGACUCCGACACCCAUACACACGAACAGACACUCGAAGGAUAAUGACUGCUGUACAGUAGCUAUAAGUCAAUAAGUUUUUGGUAGGCCCAAAACACAGCACUUAGGAUUAGGCUAAUGGAGCCAGGCUGGCCAAGGACGAGGUGGCCAACAAAAGUUUUAAGUCGUAGCGCAAUUUUUGCAUUUAAAUUUGUAACAUUUAGCACAAUUUGAAUGGAACGUGUGAAACUUCUCUGAGUCUCUGAGUGUUUGACUUAUUCUCCAGGCCAACGGGAAAGGCGAAAUGUUUCCGAUAUAUUUAUGAAUUUUACAAACGUCAUCAAAUGGCUUUGCGAAAGCCUCAUUCCAAAUAUAUGUUUUAGCAAGUAAGCCCUAGGCUAAGUCCGAGUUGGAAAGCAUUUGGUGAUAGCCUUUGUUUCGCCUAUGACCCCCCGCAUUCCUGAACUUGAAACCGAAAUUUCUAAAUUUAUUUAUUAUGUAUUCCGUUGUAGGGCGAGACAUGAGUAUGAGUUUUGUUUUUAAUUUUUUUUAUAGUCUAGCGGAGUGUUGAAAAUCUUAUGCCAAAUUAUGUUUAGAUGAUUUACUUUGUGUUCUAUUUGAAAGUCCUUUGCAUUUUUCUACGUUGGAUUCUCAAGACAACAACAUAUCCUAUUUGUUGGACAAAGCCAGCUUGUAGUACUUAAAAAAAUAUCAGUUUCCGAACUACCGAUAUCACAGAAGAUAUAUAGAGUUAGUUUCUAGUUAUUAGACCUUACCGCGAAUGUGCAUAGUGCCUUCUAUUUAUAACGAAUGCAUUCUAUCACACAUCCAUGUAACGUUCAUCGAACUCUUCUAGAUCUAGGCUAGGUCACAAUCACAGCGAGUGUGUGUAUACACAUCCUGCAGAAACUCGCAUCCUGCAGAAACUGUACAUAACUAUCAAUUAAAUACUAUUUUAUUCAAGACUAAAAGAUACAUAUUAUAUCAAGAUGAUAGCCAAGGCCAGGUCUUUUUGUUCAAUUGCUAUAUUUUAUUCCAGACAGCGAGCUUCACGGUAGGCGGCAUUUACAUAUAAAGUACGAAACCAAAAGCCAUAGGAAGUGGUUGAUAAACUUUUUAAAUCAGAACUUACAAUAACAGACUAAGCGCUUAGUAAAUGUGUAGAAAGGAAGAAAAUAUGUGCAAAAAAUCAGAUACAGUUAAAAAUAAAACAAUGUAAAUUGAGAAA